This is a messenger RNA of Esox lucius (northern pike), 2363 nucleotides long. RefSeq names its product maternal B9.15 protein. The coding region runs from base 209 to 1039 and encodes 276 amino acids. Lineage: Eukaryota; Metazoa; Chordata; Actinopteri; Esociformes; Esocidae. Gene Ontology annotation, cellular component: nucleus; cytoplasm. The record is from RefSeq and is a predicted model, not a curated record. The transcript has 5 exons. Gene Ontology annotation, biological process: negative regulation of cell population proliferation; negative regulation of mitotic cell cycle.
GAAGAAGGAAAUGAGUCACAUUGAGGGGAAUGUUACGUCUCUGUUGCACCCCUACACCACCUUUGAAUGUAGUAGCCCAUACAAAGAGAACACGGAAACAUGACAGAUGUGCGGAUAACGCUGUAAAUCGAAUAUUAAUAUACAGAGAGGAUAAAGUGAGAAGACGACCGUGACUCAAAUAUUUGAAACUUCUAUUAUUAUUGAGACAAUGAAGAGAGAGGUGGAGGCUGGGGUGAACUUCCUUAGACGUCAAGCUGUGGUGCGAGGUGGCUUAGAUGAAACCAAAGCUAACGCAUUUGCUGGAAAGCUGCGCCAACUUUUGUGUGCCAAAUACAAAGACCAUUGGUACCCUGAAAACCCCAACAAAGGACAGGCAUACAGAUGCAUCAGGGUAAGUGAUGGGGUGCCGUGUGAUGUGGAGGUGGUGAGGGCGUGCAUGGAGAGUGAAAUCAAAGUCACGGAACUAGCCCUCCCACGCGAGAUGACAUUGUGGAUUGACCCACUGGAGGUCUGUGCGAGGUCAGGGGACAACUGCAAGUACUUCACAGUAGCUCUUUUCAAACCAAAAGACGAGGAGGAAGUUGUGAAGGGAGACAAAGAUGUUGAUCUGGAUACUUCAGACUACCACUCUGCCUCGUCGGACUGUGGUUCAACCGUCUCAAGCGAUGCAGAGGAUGAGGGGAAGGAUGGCGAUACUGAGGGAAGGAAAGAAGAGAAAGAGGGAAAGAAAAAUACAUCAGAGAACAAGACAUGUAUGAUUGCGAUGAUUCCCAGGGUUCGAGGCAGGGUCCGGUUGGACCGUGCUCAAAAUAAGCUCACCAAAGCACCUAUUCAACCCACCUCUAUCCAGUACUUCUACCAUCCUGCCUCAGUGUGGUCAACAACUUACAAGAAGAAGGGUCCGGUAUUCCUCACCUCAAUAUGUGCACCUCCACCUCCAUGUCCUUCAGUGUUUGGCUACUAUGUCAUGCCCCAGCCACCCCCGCAGUUCAUUAUGCCUCAUGCCACUUUGCAACCAUGGGGGGCUGUAAAGGGUUAAACCAACAAGUUAGUUGGGGGAUAAAAACUGCCAUUUUAACUCUGAUCCAAUCAAAAAAAUAUAUUGCCAGUCUUUCGCAUGUCUUUUAAGGUGAGGGUGAGGAGCAGUUUCUGUGUUUUAAGGGUUAGCGGGAUCAUGAUUGAUGAAAUAUUUAAUCAUAUUAUUUGAUUCAGUAAUUAUCUGAUUGCUUUGCACUUCAUUUUUGAUUGAUUCGGUUUUGGUGAUUUCCUCUAUAUGUAACUUUCAUAGGUAAAAAUGCUACUGAAAUAAACAGGGAAUAUAGCAAAACAGGCAUUCAGCAAAUAAUGAUCCUACAGCCUCCAUAAGAGCUGUCUGUAUGUUUUAGUUUAGGGUAAUCCACUGGCUACAACUAGUCUAUUAAUAUUGCAGAAGUGUCUAGAUAAUGCCUGCUAGACAGUGUGUUGCAUAUAGACCAGUUGACUGGUGUGAUACUGAAUUCCUUCAUUUGGUGCACAUACCAUCUCAGGGAUUUCAGCAAUUUAAGCUGAAUGCCAAAGCUUUUUAUGGUUUUAGAUAUUUUUUGUAAAUAUUGUAGAUUACCUUUUCAUCUGUUACCUCUGCAAGGCUUCUAAGUAGUGAAUGUGCACUGUAGGAUAUAGCUUAUUAUGAUAUGGAAUUACAUUUACUAGUAUACAUACUAUGUUGAAUUCUCAGAAGCUGCAUCUAACUGCAUAUCUGCAUAUUAUAGAUUUCCACACAUUCAUGGUGCAAUGCUAUUCUGGAUCUAGUCGACUGUGAUUUACCUUUUUUUAUAAUUUAUUUCAACUGCAUAUUUUCUGUCAAGCACAGCAAUCUUUUAUUUUGUAAUAAUGCUUUUUGUACAUACGUACUUAUUAGUAAUUCUCAAUCAUGUUUGUUUUUCUAAUACAAUUUUCCACCUGUGGGUGGCACCAAAAUAAAUGUAUAUCUUGAUACGGUAUGUAGUAUUGAUGCAUGUAUGUUUUAAAUAAUUUUGUUUGUAUGGUGUUUUUUAAAUGAUUGUGAUUAGGUUGGUCCUGAAUUGUAUAUUCAAACUUUCAAACUGUAAAUAUACUUUUUUACACUGGAAAUGAAAAACCCCUAGGUGACCAAAUAUUUUGCUUUAUGAAUUUGUUUCCAUAAUUGCAUACCUGUAUUCUUAUACUGUCUUUUUAUGGCCCAUUUGUCUACUUGGGAUGCAUAUUUAUUCACUUUGAUGUUUAAGUAAUUUAUCAAUGCAUACAUUUUUUGGCUUUAAGUACAGGUGUGUACUCAGUAAUCCUAUGAUUAUUACUUUAUAAGACAAUUUUAUGCUGUUUGUUUUUUACACCUAUCAUUUUUGUCU